Messenger RNA from Ostrinia furnacalis (Asian corn borer), 489 nucleotides. RefSeq names its product vitelline membrane protein 15a-2-like. Lineage: Eukaryota; Metazoa; Arthropoda; Insecta; Lepidoptera; Crambidae. The transcript is spliced from 2 exons. Gene Ontology annotation, molecular function: protein binding. Bases 10 to 390 code for a protein of 126 amino acids. The record is from RefSeq and is a predicted model, not a curated record.
GUGCCUACAAUGAAGUGUGUAUUCCUGCUGCUAGUGUCCGUUACAAUUGCCCUGGCACAGCUCAGGCCAAUACCACCCUUGCCAGACGUCAGGCAAUUACCACCCCAGCCACAGGUCAGGCCAAUACUACCCGUGCUACCUGCCAGGCAAUUACCACCCAACCCUAAGAAGGGUGGUUUAUGUGGCUGCUACCCCAUCGACAAUACUCUAUGCGCGAGCAACUACAAGACCUACUUGAACGAGUGUUCUAUGCGAUGUGACCACGACUACGAUGGUUUAUACGUGCUGUAUUACGGACCAUGCGUGCCUAAAGGACGUACACAAGACACUGUCUACUACCCGCGCCCGGGAGGCUUCAAGGAAUCUUAUGGUUAUAGUACAGGAAAAUAAGUCUACCCUGGACCACAUAGAAAUCCAGCUUGUUUAUGAAUUUCAUUCUUCGAUAUUUCUUCGCUGAUAUUGUCAUUCAUACUUGAAAACUUUGCGUCA